Neurospora tetrasperma FGSC 2508 is the source of this 3720-nucleotide messenger RNA. RefSeq lists its product as uncharacterized. Gene Ontology annotation, biological process: protein desumoylation. Lineage: Eukaryota; Fungi; Ascomycota; Sordariomycetes; Sordariales; Sordariaceae. Gene Ontology annotation, molecular function: SUMO-specific endopeptidase activity. The record is from RefSeq and is a predicted model, not a curated record. The transcript has 3 exons. The coding region runs from base 1 to 3720 and encodes 1239 amino acids. Gene Ontology annotation, cellular component: nucleus; cytoplasm.
AUGGCGAACUUUUACAACAAAGUGAAAAGUCUGGUCAGCCCUUGGAAAGCUAUCGAUACCCUCGACUCACAACCGCGAGCUACAGGCCCGCCUCUCAAGAAACAAAAGACUGGGUCCGAAGAUGGCCGCUCAGUUACGGCUGCAAACGAAUACUCGAAGAGCCAUUUCGCCUUUUUCCCGGAAUCUAUCGAAGAUGCUGGAUCAGAUCAUGCUACACGGACGGACCGUACGGGAAGUCAUGGUAGCCUGACGGGUGUUAUCGAAUUUCAAAAUGUCCAGGGUCUGGGAUUGAGGGACGGCAAACCCCGUUCUGACAGGCGUCGUCGCUCCCGCGCGGGAAGCCAAUCCCCUCGGUCAGCUCAAAGAUACGGGCGAAGUAUUGAGCCCGGAAGAGACGACAUUGACAAUUCGGACCGGGACGAACUUGCGGAGAAGAGCCCGUAUGUCUCGAGCGGCCCUAUUCUCCGACUAGUCAACUCAGCAACGAACAUCGUGGAUGCAGCUGAUGCUGCAAUUCUAGGCAGCCCUCGGAAACGAUCAAUAGAGCUCCUGAGACCAGUCAAGCGUCCGCUACAUCAUGUUGAUGGCGAAGAGGAUGAGCUGGCCCUUGAAUCGCCCACCAAUCCCCGCGCCCUUAGGCGAGCCGCUUCAAGCUCGACCAACAAGGGGAGCACUCAAGCGACAAAACGAAACAACUCUCAUGACCCUGUUCCAAAAGCGCAGUUUCACCGCCUAUACAGUGCCCUCUGUCUGCCAAAUCACAGAUAUAUACAGAAAGGACCCCAGGGAUGGUGCUUUCUUGGCGAGUUUACCAAUGGCGCCAAGCAGUUACAGCUAUGUGCUUGUUCGGGAGAAGGGGAUUUAUUGCCUGAGUUGGACUGGCUCAAAAUCACCAAGAGUGUUAACACAAUCCAUCACAAUGCCGAGUCCUCUUAUGUCAAGAUUCGCCAGUCAAAGACAGGCAACGUGGGGGGUCAAAUGGUGCUCCAAUUCUUUAACACAAAGGAAGCCCAAAACUUCGUGCAAUGGGUGAAGACAAACUUGAGCGCGAACGUCAUAGAAAUGAACAGUGCGACACUUCAAAAAACGUAUGAAAAUCUCAUGACCGAGCUCCAAAAGGCCAUAUCGGGAAGCCCGUCACCGCUUGCAAAUUCAAGAGUCACGCGGACCACAUCAGCUCUCGAUGUGGAAGGAUCGAGGAAUAUGGCCUUGGAACCGGCUGGCCUCAUAGCGCAGGCAACCGCAGGGUCUCCUACAGCAUCAACACGCCGCCGACCCCGUCUUGUGGACACAAUGCUGUCUUCACAGCGAGCCCUCAGCAAUCAGUACGAGCAACGGUCAUUCGAGGUUGAUGCUCCGGUUCAGCGGUCAUCAAGAAGACAAAAUGAUGACACGGUCAUGAUAGAUGCCCCAUCGAUCUCGUCUGCUCCGGUGAGCCGGUGGACAGAAGACCAUCCUGAAUGGUCCAAGAAUUGGCGGAUGCCCUUAGUCUACCACCGGACGUCGGUAGACAAAGAUGACAUUCCACGACUGGAUGAAGGCCAGUGUUUGAAUGACAACUUGCUAGGGUUUGGGUUACGCUAUUUGUUUGAAGAAUACCCAGGGAGGCAUAACGAACUGAAAAAAAGGGUAUACGUGCACAACACCUUCUUUUAUGAGAAGCUCAAGCCUGCCAAGUCCAAGGAUAUCAACUACGAUGGCGUCAAAGGAUGGACAUCGAAGGUGGACCUACUUUCUUACGACUACAUCAUUGUCCCGGUCAAUGAGUACUAUCACUGGUGGGUGGCCAUCAUCUGUAACCCCGGCAGAUUGGACCCAAACCACCCGCGGCGUUCUACGAACUCAAGCAGUAGUGGCACAGAGACCAGCGAUAGCAACUCCAUUGAGGGCAAAUUGGAUGGCAACAUCGAGAAGUCAGACGAUGUUGAAAUGAUAGACAUCGAUAAUGAACAGGCUACAGACCACGGGCAGGAGAUCAAAGCUCAAGAAUCUUGCGUGUCUGUUGACCGAAUCGAAACCGACAGCAACAAGGCGGACAGGACGGGACAAGAUGUGGUGGACUUGGUAGCCGACGACACAGACCAUGACCUCAGGGAAAGGCUUAAAGGGAUAACCAAGCUCCCGAAAAAGGACCCCUCGGAAGAAACGAAGAUCCUUACCCUGGACUCCAUGGGGAACAGCCAUUACCCAGCGGUGCAAGCGCUCAAGAAGUAUCUUCUGGCAGAAUUCGAGGAUAAAAAGCAAACGAAGAUUAAGGAUCUUCCAAAACAAAUUGGAAUCAAGGCGACCAACAUCCCGGAGCAAAACAACUUCUCGGAUUGUGGUGUAUAUCUGCUUGGGUAUAUUCAAGAGUUCGUCAAAGACCCAGACCGGUUCGCUCACUGCCUGAUGCAGAGAGAAAAACCUGGAUGGGAGUUUGACCCUUCCGAACUUCGGGAGUAUUGGCGGAACACCAUAUUCGAAAAGCAAAAGGAACAUCAGGCGAAGUAUGAUGAGGAGAAGAAGAGAAAGAAGGAGGAAGCUGCUAGACGCAAGGCUGCUAGCUCAACUCCAUCCGACGCAGUGAUGAGUGCUACAGAGAGCCAGACUUCGGGACGCACUGGUUUGUCCCAUGAUCCGGCAACCGACAACGUUUCUUCCGCACCUCAAUUUGUUAGACCGCCAGUCGUUUCUCGGAACACCAACCCGAACAUACCUGCUCCUGCUCCAAAGCCGACAACUGCUCUCAGGUCACCAUUAUCGUACGGGGCCUCUUCAGCGACCGGAACAGUGACUAACACUGCUGCUGUGGCUGCCGAGAGAGGUGGUGGCUCAAAGGGGAAUAUGUCAGAUUCGCUCGAACCUAUCCCACGGCCGCCUACUCGGCCCCAGAAAGCCGCCGACAACGUUGUUGUUGAUCUGGAACGGGACGAAUCCGAACCAAAGGACAAGGUCUCUCACCUUUCGCCAGACAGUCCUUUGCCUGGCGAGAUCCGUCGUUCUAGAAACAAGGAGUACGAGCACUCUCCAAAACAGCGUGCCUCUUCGCGGACUCCUAGGCAGAGCCCCGAAGUCAAAUUCAUACCAAAGCUGCCCGACUCUUCUCCGGCCUCUGACAGGCGGACUUCGGGUAUUGCUCAGGAGAUAAGCCCGCAGACGUUCUACUCCAACGCCCCGCAGAGACCACAGUCACCAAAGCUACUGUCGCUAAAGUCACAGUCGCCGAGGCCGCAAUCACCUUUGGUCGAACGGAAGCGGAAAUCGUCACCAGUGCGCAAGGCAAAGGCAUCACCACCCGCACGUAAGACGGCGCCUUCACCUGAGCCUGCAGCGCAACCCCUCGAAUCGAUCGAGAUUUUUGAUCCCCCUACUCCUGAAGUUCAAAGACCGUCGACGACUAGCAGCAAAGUCAAAGCCGAGGAGAAGGACAACAACCACGUAAACCACGUAAAUAAAACUACCUACAAAAAAAGCGAUAAACAUACUCGCCAGAAGUCCAAAAUACCUCGGAGAGUUGUGGACCAUACUGAUAGAAGCGGAAGUGGAAGCGGGAAGGGUGGCCGUGUAGAACAACAACAGCAACAUCAUCAGCGACAGCCACGUCCCAGCAAGCCCAAGGAAACGGCCGAGACCAAGUCUGAGGAGAUCCCCGAUUCACCCCCUCCGGCGAUGGUCGUGUCUGACAUCCCUGCGGUGCAAAGCGCGGAGAUGACUCCUAUUGACUUGACUGAUGAAAACUGA